AUGGAAUUGAAAAUCCCACCAUUCUCCCAUGGAAUUCUGAGUUUUAAGACUUCUGUAGAAGUAGAGAUGUUUCGCCGUAUAGAGGCCUCUUCAGAUGACAGUCGUCAGUGGUACGAGGUGAUGCUUGCCCUGGCGGCUAAAUCAGCUCGUGAACUGACCAGUGCCAUCAACAGUUCUGAUGAGCGUAGGGAGCUUCCUACCAUACCACAACCUACGCAUCACAUUGAGUGGUUGGCCAGAGUCAAUUUUAAGCAUAGGCCAGUGCGCCGCUAUGACAUACCAGAACAGAGACGCUGUGACGUACCAAAACAGAGACAUCAUCACAAAGUCUCCAAGGAGCAAAAUUUGGAUUCCUCCUUUUAUGUCUACUAAGGAGGAGAGUGAAAUUAGUUAUGCAUGGUCGCAAAUGGUAUGCAAAUGUCAGAAACCGAACCACCACUGCCAUCUCUGUAUCACUGGGCUCGACUUUGAUGAUUCACGUCCCCUAUGGAUUGCAUGCUGGGGUCGUUGCAUGUGAUACUGGACAUGUGCAUAUAUAGACAAGACAUUUGUUGCAUGUCUUGCAGAUACACAUGUGUUGUAUUAUUUGGCAAAGCACCGU
Molecule: messenger RNA, 601 nt
Organism: Saccostrea cuccullata (small rock oyster)
Lineage: Eukaryota; Metazoa; Mollusca; Bivalvia; Ostreida; Ostreidae
Exons: 5
Coding region: 1-372 (123 amino acids)
Source: RefSeq, a predicted model, not a curated record